Panicum virgatum (switchgrass) is the source of this 3264-nucleotide messenger RNA. Its product is annotated as pentatricopeptide repeat-containing protein At3g13880-like. The transcript is spliced from 2 exons. Gene Ontology annotation, molecular function: protein binding; RNA binding; zinc ion binding. Gene Ontology annotation, biological process: RNA modification. NCBI's taxonomy places the organism in Eukaryota, Viridiplantae, Streptophyta, Magnoliopsida, Poales, Poaceae. The coding region runs from base 47 to 2551 and encodes 834 amino acids. The record is from RefSeq and is a predicted model, not a curated record.
GCCACGAGCGCCGCCGCCGACGCCGCGCCGCGCCGCGCCGCACUCGAUGCUCCCGCAGAGACAGACGGCGCCGGAACAUCGCCUCCCAAGCCACCGCGCACAUCCAUACCAAACCCCGCCUCCGGCUCGUUCGCGGCCGCCUGAAGCUUCGCCGCGCCGCGCACGGCGCUUCCGGCUCCCGUCCCUUGAGCCGUCGGUUUACAGCAGCCUCCUCCGGCGCGCCUCGCGGACCCGGUCGCUGGCGCUGGCCAGGCUCGCGCAUUCUCACAUGCUCCGCGCCGGCUGGCGCCCGGGCCUGUUCCUGCGCAACAACCUGCUCGCCGCCUACUCCCGAUGCGGCGACAUGCGGCACGCGCGCCUCCUGUUCGACGGAAUGCGGAACCGGGACGCUGUCUCCUGGAACACGCUCAUCGCCGGUUACUCCAGCCAGGGCUCCGCGCGCCUGGCGCUCAGCACGUUCCGGGACGCACGGCGCGAUGGCACCGUCGCUGUGGAUAGGUUCACCUAUGCCACGGUGCUGGCCGCAUGCGGCGGCGCAAGGGACGGUAGGAGCGGGCGGGCCGCACAUGGGCUGGCCGUGGUGAGCGGGCUUGCACAGACUGCUUUCGUGACUAACUCGGUGAUCGACAUGUAUGCCAAGUGCGGGAUGAUUGAUGAGGUGAGGCUGGUGUUUGAUCGGGCACAGGAGCGGGAUGAGGUUUCGUGGAACAUGCUGCUGUCGGCGUAUGUGCGGAUGGGCUGGCCAGAGGUGGCGGUGAAUGUGCUCGUCUGGAUGCACCGGUCAGGGGUGAAGCUGGAUGCUUUCGCUCUGGGUGGGAUCCUGAAGGCUUGCUCUGAGCUCGAGGAUUCGGAGGAUGUUCGCAUGAUGCUGCAUGGUUGUGUGGUUAAGGUUGGUCUGGACUUGGAUGUGUUCGUAGGGAGUGCCAUGGUGGACACCUAUGCAAAGAACGGUGGGUUGGAGGAGGCCAUCAAGGUGUUUGAUUGCAUUCCAGGCCAGAAUGUGGUGAUUUACAAUGCCAUGAUAGCAGGGUUUGCUAGGUUAGGUAACGAGCCAUGUCCUGAGACUAGAAUUGAAGCAGUCAGGCUUUAUGCAAAUUUGCUCCAGAAGAGGAUAAGACCCUCUAAGUUUACAUUCAAGAGUGUGCUUGAAGUCUGCAAUUUGACCAAUGCUGUGCGAUGUGGGAGGCAGAUACAUGCCCAUGUUAUCCUCAGUGGGUUCGAAGAUGACGAGUUCAUUGGAAAUGCACUGAUUAAUCUAUAUGCAAAAGCACAGUUAGUUGAUGAUAGUCUGAGAUGCUUCCAUAGGACUCCCAAGCAAGAGAUUUUUACAUGGACAUCUAUGAUUACAGCAUUUGUGCAGGAUGGGCAUUCUGUUAAGGCGCUCGACUUGUUCAGAGAGCUUAUUUACCUGGAAAAGGAGCCAGACCAAUUCACCAUGUCAGGUGUGAUGAAUGCCUGUGCUGCUCUGAGUGUACCCAUAACAUGUGAGCAGAUACACUGUUAUGCAGUCAAAUCUGGAUUUGGUCAGUUCACUCUUUGUGGCAAUUCUCAGAUUGAGAUGUAUAGGUGUACAGGUGAUCUUAAGGCUGCAAAGAAGACAUUUGAGAAAAUAUCAUGUCUGGAUACUUUCUCGUGGUCUCAAAUGAUUUUGAGCUAUGCAGUCCAUGGUCAUGAAAGAGAGGCUCUACUGCUCUUCAGGAAAAUGUUCGAUUGUUGUGUCAUAGUAAAUAAGUUCGCAUUUCUUGCUGUCCUUAUUGCUUGCAGCCAUCAGGGACUGGUAGAUGAAGGUUUCAGGCAUUAUGAGAGCAUGGUGUUAGAUUAUGGCUUUGUCCCGGAUGUGAAUCAUAUAGCUUGCAUGGUUGACCUCCUAGGCCAUGUUGGGAAGGUGUCUGAUGCUGAAGAUUUCAUAAUGAGGUCUGGAUUAGAAAACGAUGCAGUACUUUGGCAUGCGCUAUUGCGUGCCUGCAGAAUCCAUGGGGACAAAAAUAGGGGUGUAAAAAUAGCAGAGAAACUAAUGAUGCUUGAACCUUAUGCUGCUAGUUCUUAUGUCAUGCUGUACAACUUAUACAUGGAUGCUGGCAAAAUCUCACUUGCUAUGCGGACAAGAGGCCAGAUGAGAGAGCGUGGAAUGACCAAGGAGGCUGGGAUUAGUUGGGCCGAGUUUGGAGGAUCAAUCCAUCAAUUUGUUGAUGGAGAUAAUUCUUGCUCACAGAAACCUGAAAUUUUCACAAGGUUGGAAGAGUUGUUGGUUAGGGUGAAACAGAAGACUGAGAAUGGUGGAAUGAAUGUUUGGGAGUUGGGAUUCCAAGCCAGAAAGAUUGGUGAGAACUCAAUCAGCAAACAUGGUGAAUUGUUGGCGGUCGCUCUUGGGCUGUCUACUUCGCCAAACACUGCUCCUGUAAGAGUUAUGAAGAACCAAAACAUGUCCUUGGAAAGCCAUGAGACGCUGAAGCUGCUGUCAGAAGGGGAAAACAGGGAAAUCAUUAUCAGAGAUCCAGCUCGCUUUCAUCAUUUUAGUCAAGGUUCGUGCUCUUGCCGAGACUACUGGUAACCAGGAGCCAUAUAUGUCUCCUCUGGAGUAAGAUACUUUGGAGUUUGGACAGGUAAAGUGCGACUGGAAGAACUGAAUAUGCAAGCAAAUCAAGCCUACUUGCUAGCCAUCUGACCCAAUUGGUUGGGUAAGAUGACAUGAUUGCAGUGAAAAAUAACAUGUGGUUACAGUCCACUCAGCAGAAGAUGAAUGUGGUUGAUGAUGUGCACCUCCAGAGCCUUAUUGCUUCAUGAUAAACAACCAUCAAGGAAGGUGCUGCUGGAGAUGUGAAAGUAGACUGCGUCUCACUAUUCAUUUAUUCAACUAGAUGAAGUAACAGGAAUAUCUCUUGUUAUUUGAUAGCUGGAUGUGGUGGGCAGAAUAGCUACUGUUACUUGGCUAUGGUGGACAGUAGACUAGCAGUUCAGCGCACCUCAGAGCUUCAUGUGAAGCACCUGAUAGUCCAGUGGAUGCUCUGCCUUGGCCCACGUAUGCCAUAGAAACUGAGAAGAAGCAGAUACCUGACAUCUUACAUUUUGAAGCUGAAGAUAUUUCUGUUUUUUUUUUGUCCCACAGCCUGGCGGUAGGGUCCCUCAUUUAGGCUCACUGAUUUCUAUAGAAGAAGUAGGCAUAAUUACAGCUGAUACAUGUAUAUACACAUUUCUGAUCUGUUUAUGAAGUUUUCUAGUUGGCAGAGUGUAUAUAAUACUAGGAAAAUGUCAGCAUUUGCAACA